This is a messenger RNA of Notodromas monacha, 624 nucleotides long. The record is from the annotation of a GenBank genome assembly. Lineage: Eukaryota; Metazoa; Arthropoda; Ostracoda; Podocopida; Cyprididae.
GACGCUUCAAUCUAUUUCCCAGACUGUGAAGCAAUCCAGACACAAAUGCCCGGUACGAAAUUAGCAGAAGGAACUUAUGCAAUUCGUCCCGGGAAUCUUUCAAGACCCAUCAUUGCAUGGUGUGUCUUUCCGGAUAACAACCCAUGGGACAAAAAUGCUGUGGAACAAACUUCUAGAAAUGAAUCUUGGGUUGUCAUUCAAAGGAGAGUGUCAGGGAACAUCCAGUUCUUCAGGGAUUGGCAAGAUUACAAGUUUGGCUUCGGAAACCCAGCAGGCGACUUUUGGCUAGGAAACGCUGCCUUGCACGAGUUGACGAACCAGGCCAACUACUCUCUCCGAUUUGAAAUUAUCGACGUGGACGGGAACUUCUUCGUCGCGGACUAUGCCGGGUUUCACGUGGGUGCGGAAUCCGACGGGUUCCGUCUCCACGUGUCCGGGUUCUCGGGCAACCUCAGCGACUCCCUGGGCUACCAUUCGGGCAUGCGAUUCAGCACGCCGGACGUGGACAAUGACGCCUCCAGCACCCAUUGCGCCCACUACUACCAAGGUGGUUGGUGGUACUCGCAUUGUCAGUACGUCAACGUCAAUGGCAGGUUCGACACCGGCAGGACCUGGUACGACGCU